GGGAAGGUUGUUCAAUACGGCGGCAUACGCGGCGUAUACGUAACGUUGAAAAGAACAUGACUCUUUCGUGAAACGAGUGAAGGUGUACGGCUGCAAAUUACCAAACGGUGUGGUCCUCGCCGAGUGCCUGAUCAAUUAUAACCCCUCACCAAGCCAUUGACUAACCUGUUUUUUGGGUCAAAGUUGUUUGAUUUCGUGCAAAAACAGUUGGCGUAAACAAAACGUGUCCAAUCACUGGAAUCAACAUCUAUUGCUCUGCCUGGAAAUUGCGUCAGGCUCACGCAGCUUCCAUGGCGGUUUCGUGGGAAACUAGCGUUGCUGCUCUGCGACAUUCACCGUUCUGAGUUGGCCCCAGUUGCACGUGGGCCAGCAUUCAGUUUCGGUGCCAUUUUCACCCCGAGUGCCAAGAGCAGACUAUAUAGUAGAAUAUAAACCAUAAAUAACUGCCUUACGGGUGGCAGCUUGUAAUCAGCCAGCCAAUUUACCCAUUCCCAUUCCCCCAAGUGCGUGUCGUCGCCGAGGAGCCCUGUGAUUCGGCUUUUGUGCAACUUUCUAACGUGUAAUUGAAAUUAAUGAUCACUGUGCGGCUGACUCUGUAAUUCCGGUUUCGAUCAGCGGAAAAUAAAUGUAAUGCCUUUCAUUGAAUUAUAAAGAAAUCGCGACACUUCUCUUUAUUAAAGUGUCAGAGUGACUGACACCCUAGAGACGAAAAUAUCACUCAAAGAUUACGAAAUUCAUCUCACAAAUUGAUGUGUCUCAGCCAGGUGUGAAAUAUUGUCCAGGGAAGAAAGCGAAUGUUUUCCUGCGAGAUUCAACUGAGAGCAGCUCCCCAGGGCACUGAUUUAUUUAUUUAUACGUGUUUUUGGCAAAAAUUUUAAAGUGCGAGGUUUUUGUAAUAAAUAAGUGGAGCCUGGAACUUGUUAGCCCUUAGCUUGUGUAUUUCUUUUACACUGUAUUCCCUUGGGGUACCAUAAAAUAUGGCUUAAUCAAAGCGCUCGUUUUCACCAAAAAUGUACACUCAUCGAAGUCCCACUUCCAGAAUGCAAAAUUGAUUGCAGCUCAUCAGCAGCAAUUGGGGGAACAGAAAACAGCAUGCGAAGGAAAAAGAAAUGUGAAUUGAAUGCGGCUAAAUACCAAACUCGACUUUAGUGUGCCAAUUGUGCUGUGCGAAAUGCUUUUAGUGUCGCGUUGUUCGUGCCUAUGUUGUGAUUACAUAAUGAGACGCUGCUGAAAGUCAAAGUCAAAGCAAGAAAGAAGUCCCAGUGGCCGAGCCAAGUGCCAAGUGUAUGAAAGCCAGCAGCCAGCCAGCCAUCUCUCAAAGCGCCGCAAGUAACUCAGUCGAAGCAGAGGGAACCCCAAAGGACGAAGGACCAUCCAUAUCCAUCCGCAGGACUCCAAAGACUCAAAAGGCUUGGGAAGCUCGAGGAUGCCCUUCGGCCGCAAGUCCCCGCUGGAGGCCCUGGCCCUCCCCGGCGUGAUGCUCGCCUACAAGUACAGCCAGUUCCGGCAGCGCCGACGGGAGGCCGCCAGCCGACGGGUCACCGAGCGCGAACUCUCCGCGCUGCACCAUAAAAUCGACAAGCUGCUGAGCAAACUGGAGGAGGAGAGUGAACCGGAUCCGCCCACUUCACAGGAGGAUGAGUGUGUGAUCUGCAUCAACGCGCGGGCCACCAUGCAGACCUCUCCGUGUGGCCACCGCGUCGUCUGCCGGCGCUGCUUUGUGAAGACGAUCCAGAGUGCGGUGGCUCAGCGGCUCCUGCCCCUGCGUUGCGUCAUCUGCCGGGCACGGGUGAACCGGCUGACCUCGUCCUCGGGCACCUGGCGCAUCCAGGAGUCGGCCAGCAGCUACUCGAUGGGCGCCAAAAGCUGGGCCUCCGCCGGAGUGGCCGCCGGCGGGGUGGUUCCUUCGGCCAGCUCCUACUCGAUGAACGAUGCGCACAGCGGGCACCACUCGUUCCACCAGCCCACUUUGCACAAGUCGGCGGUGGGGCGACACCACCCGCACCACUACACAUCCCGCGGAGCAGGAUCAGCCCACACUGCCCAUGCUCGGGUCUCCCAGUCGGACAGCCUGUACUCGAUGAGCUCGACGGGAUCGGCGGCCUCGUCGGCCUCCGGCUACUCUCACUACUCCAAGACGUCUUCCAACGGUCCCUGCUCACCGGCCUCGCCGGCCGUGGCUUCCACUUCCAGCUCCCAUCACCUGGCACCGCCAUCGCCCACCACCAACCACCAUCAUCCACAACACGGCUUGGCCUCGCCCACUCCCUCAGGAUCAUCGGGAUCCUCCCUUUCGCCGAGGGAGAAUGGGAACUCCUCGCAUUCGCAUUCGCACUCACAUCAUGGUGGCUGUCCCAGUGGCUGCUCUGGAGCCGUGCCCAGGAAACCACUGCAUGUGCUCACCAACUGCUCCUCCACGCCUGCAUCCGCCGCUUCCUCCUCCAGCGGAAGUGGCCACAGUGGAACGGGCGGAAUCGGAAUCGGAAACGGUAACGGAAACGUUACCAGCGGCAUGAUGACGCCAACGCAUACGUAUCCGGGUCGAAGGCACGUGAAGAACCGACUGAUGGACAUCCAGAACCGCCUGCCGCCCAUCAAGGAGUUCCGCAGUCCGGCCAAGGUGCCGCAUCCCUCGCCCGUGCAUGUGAGCAAUCCCAGAUUUCGUUACUCCACUUAUACAAAGUCCAGUGCCCACGAGCUGGCUCCGCUGCUCAGGGAGUCCGGAUCGCCACCGCCGUCACGUCGGCCCAGUCCCAUGAACAUCCAGCUGAGCUGCUCCGCACUGGCCCCGCCCCCCUUGAAGGCGGGCGGGGCAAAGAUCUGCCCGCUGACCUCGAAGAAUUCGCUGCCCAAAAACGCUUACGUGAUGCCCAAGGAUAAGAAGUUGCCAGCUUCUGUUCCGCAGGGGAAAACUACUGGCACUGCCUCCAAGUUGACUCCACAAGGAGCAGGCUGCUCGAGGGCCUCUGCAGGAUGUGCUGCUGCCGGCAGUUCGGGAUCAACAGGAAGUGGAUCUGGACACGGCCCAGCCGGUAAUGGCAAUCCCAAGCCCACGUCAAGCUCUUCCAGUCGCAGUUUUCCGCUUUUCUCCGCCGCCAGCAAUCAGAGAGAGAAAGCUGACAAUAAGAAGAACGAGUCCGUUGAGCGCAAGAAGAAGGAGGAAAAGAUCAAGCUGAAAGCCGAGAAGGAAGCCAGGAAGGAGGAGAAGCGACUGGCCAAGGAGGAGGAGCGUCUGGCCAAGCUGCAUGCCAAGGAGGAAAAGAAACGGGGGAAGAAGGAGGCCAAGGAGCUGCUGUUGGCCAACGAUGGAAACAGCAAGAAGUGAAAGUGAAUGUGAAAGUCCCCCACUUCACUACCCAAUUAGCCAGAAAAAACGCAUAUUUCCAGUUGCAAUUCUAGCCGUAAGACCAUAACCAAGUACCCGAACCCCUACUAUAUCAGAUCGGAUCGGAUCGGAUCGAAUUAGAUCGCCAUCUCUCACACCUCAACAUCCACACAUGAAACGAGCUUGAUUGUAUUUUUAGAAUAAUAUUUUGUCAGUUAGCCAUUAAUCGUUUCUAUAAGUUAAUAACCAAAAAGGAAAAGCACAAAACCAAUUAUUAAAAAAGGAAUAUCCAAGCAACAUGUAACUCUUUAAAUACAAACAUUUAGUAAAAAGUCUCUAUAUGAUUUUCUUCAUUUAAAAAAAAAUAAUAUUUUUGAUUUUACCAUUUUAAAAAAGAUUUAAGAAUAGAUGGUUAUGGAAAGCCAGCAUAUUAUUUUUUAAUUCAUUUUACUGUUUAUAUUGUUUUCUUAAAUUUCUGGUAAGAAAGUUUAUAUUUGGACAU
Messenger RNA from Drosophila gunungcola (fruit fly), 3827 nucleotides. RefSeq lists its product as uncharacterized. The record is from RefSeq and is a predicted model, not a curated record. Bases 1427 to 3325 code for a protein of 632 amino acids. NCBI's taxonomy places the organism in Eukaryota, Metazoa, Arthropoda, Insecta, Diptera, Drosophilidae. The transcript has 7 exons.